Molecule: messenger RNA, 1858 nt
Organism: Pelagomonas calceolata
Lineage: Eukaryota; Pelagophyceae; Pelagomonadales; Pelagomonadaceae
Source: the annotation of a GenBank genome assembly
CACACUAGCAACUGGCCGGCCAAGCUUUGCCAAGGCCUCGCCAGGCGAAUACUGGCGGAAUCCGAAGCCAAGAGCUGCCAAGAGCUUGCCCAAGGCUGUGCACACACGACACCUUGGCGCCUUGACCGCGCACGGCAGUGCAAAGCGUCUCCCUGCAAGCCUCUCCCCAGCAGCCGAACAGCCAUGACGCCGUCGCUGCGCCGCCUCGUCACCCUCGCCUGCUGCGCCGCCGCCGCCAAGAAGCCGCCCCCGAAACGCGUCGCGUUAGUCUCGUUUGCCGCCCCGUGGGACUACGGCCCCUACGCGCACCAGCUGCGAGAGCUCGCCGAGCACUGGCUGUCGACGCACCACGUCGUCUGGAUCGGGUUGUCGGGCACCGUCGACCGCAUCCAGUAUGGAGCGCCGAAGAUCUCGCCGCUGGUCGGCUACCGGGGCGCAGGGAUGAGCAAAGAUCCCGUAAAAAAAGUUUCGAAACUCAACCGCAUCUUCGAGAAGGAAAAAAUUGAUUUUGCCAUUACUUUAUGUGACCUGAACAACGUGGGCGGGGACGAGGCCUUCGUCAUACCGACGAUCGCAUGGUUUCCGUCGCACACCGGGGAAUUGGAUCUGGCUUCUGCCCAUGCUUUAAGGGCUUAUGACGCCGUCGCGGCUCUGUCGCCGUCGGAUGCUCGUUCCAUCGGGAGGGAACUACCGUCGAAGCGAGUCGCUCGCAUCCCGCACGUCGUGGAUGGCCGCAAACAUGUGUCUACCGAUGAUAGAGCACUACUGAGAAAGAAAUGGAACGUACCUACAGAUGCCUUCGUGCCGGUCAUGUCCUUCGGGAACUAUGCAAGUGACGAUAGGAAGGGUGUGGACGUCGCUGCUCUAGCUUACUCCGAUUUCUGUCGGAGCUACCAGCAGCCUUCUUACCUAUAUAUCAGAGCGGUCACGAUCAACGCGUCGAUAGGCCAUCGCAUGGCCGCCUCCCUCCCAGUAGAAAGCAUGUUUAGAGCUGCCGGCGUGCCUUCGGGACGGUACGUCGUCGACACCGUCGAACGCGACUAUGCGGAAAGUCUCGAAGUUGUGGCAUUGGCGGACGUGUUACUGCACCCGUCCCGGUCCGAGGGCUUCGGCAUGCUCGUGCUCGAGGCGCAGCACAUCGGCGUGCCCGUGAUCACGACGAGAAGAGGUGCCAUGAAGGACUACACGAUGCACGGAGUUUCUGUAAAACCCGUGCAGCGCGAGUGGCUCAACAUCGGCUACGUCGCGACGCCCGACGUCCACGGCGUCGCCGAGGCGCUGCGAGGCGUCGCGAACGGCACGUGCUGCGACGCGAACGGCGAAAAACAGCGAGCUAUAGAUGUGGUCACGAACUCGAUGUCCCGGACGUCCGUCGGCUGGGCCUUCGACGACCUCGUCGAUACCAUAUCGAGAAGACCAUUACUUCCCAGUGUCUUGAGGUACGGGUCGACGUCGUGCAGCGUCAUACAAGAACAGGACCACGAAUGGGUCGUUAUUGCCGACCGGCAGCACGUCCUUGACGCGCAUGCGUUAUCAACAGCUAUCGAGGACCUCAAUAGUAGGGACGCGCCGCCUUUGGUCGUCGUCAAAACCUUAGAAUUGUUCGACAAAGUGGCCUCGCCCUUCGACGCCGAUUCACUGUUGAACGUAAGGCCGGUCGCACUUGCAAGGGCAGGCGAGCUCAAACGAGCCAUGGAGCAGGCGGCGUCGUUCAUGGACCGGGCCGUCGACGAGGCCGUGCGCGGUUUGAUCAAGCGGGCGUCGGCCCAAGACAUUCUGUUGGACGUCGUCGCCGCGCGGCGGUGGGUCGACCCGAUCAAUAAUCCCAACUGGAACGCGCGGCCGGCGGGGCUCUAAG